Messenger RNA from Akanthomyces muscarius, 1968 nucleotides. RefSeq lists its product as uncharacterized. The transcript is spliced from 2 exons. Lineage: Eukaryota; Fungi; Ascomycota; Sordariomycetes; Hypocreales; Cordycipitaceae. Gene Ontology annotation, molecular function: starch binding; glucan 1,4-alpha-glucosidase activity. Gene Ontology annotation, biological process: polysaccharide catabolic process. The record is from RefSeq and is a predicted model, not a curated record. Gene Ontology annotation, cellular component: fungal-type vacuole. The coding region runs from base 1 to 1968 and encodes 655 amino acids.
AUGAUGAAUAACAGCGGACUAUUGUCAUCGCUGUCGAACAACUCUUCCGUUUCUUAUACACAGCCCAUCAUGCACGGUCUCGGCAGCGUCCUGCUGCUCGGCAGCACCCUCGCGGCCCAAAAGGUCCUUGGCCUGCCCGGCACUAGCGCCCAGCAUCUUCAGCGGCGUACAGUCGACAGCUACGUGUCUUCUGAAGGACCUAUUGCACUUCGGAAACUUCUUUGCAAUAUUGGUUCUGAUGGCUGCGAAGCUCAGUCGGCUGCUCCCGGCGCCGUCGUUGCGUCGCCUAGCACCAGCAACCCAGACUACUGGUACACGUGGACAAGAGACAGCGCUUUGGUCUUCAAGUGCCUUGUCGAUAGGUUCACCCACUCGUACGAUGGCAACCUUCAGAAGCUCAUCCAAGAGUACAUCGCUGCCCAGGCCAAGCUGCAGGGCGUCUCAAACCCUUCGGGAUCGUUGUCCAACGGUGCCGGCCUGGCGGAACCCAAGUUCAAUGUUGAUCUUUCUGCUUUUACCGGCCCCUGGGGACGUCCCCAGCGAGACGGUCCCGCCCUGCGAGCGAUUGCGAUGAUUUCGUACUCGAACUGGCUGAUUGACAAUGGGUACACGGACACGGUGAAGCAAAUUGUCUGGCCGGUUGUCCGCAACGACCUGAGCUACGUUGCGCAGUACUGGAACCAGACCGGCUUUGAUCUGUGGGAGGAGGUCAACGGCAGCUCUUUUUUCAGCGUCGCCAGCCAGCAUCGGUCGCUCGUCGAGGGCAGCAGCCUGGCGGCCAAGAUUGGACAGGAUGGCUCGGCGUACAGCAACGUCGCACCGCAGAUUCUUUGCUUCCUGCAGACAUUCUGGGUUUCGUCUGGCGGAUAUAUCAACUCGAACAUCAACCAGAACAAUGGCCGCACUGGAAAAGACGCCAACUCGAUCCUCACGUCUAUCCACAACUUUGACGCUGCGCUCGGGUGUGACGCCAGCACCUUUCAGCCCUGCAGCGACAAGGCGCUUUCCAACCACAAGGCUGUUGUUGACUCGUUCAGAUUCUACAACAUCAACAAGGGUAUUUCCGAGGGCCAGGCUGUUGCCGUUGGCAGAUACUCGGAGGAUGUGUACUACAAUGGCAACCCUUGGUAUCUGGCCACUCUCGCCGCAGCAGAGCAGCUCUAUGACGCGCUACACACUUGGAACACGCAGGGCUCUAUUACUGUAACGAGCACCUCGCUGGCCUUCUUCAAAGACCUUGUGCCCAACAUCUCGACCGGCACAUACUCGAGCGACUCGAGCACGUUCAAGAGCAUUGUGCAGGCUGCCACUACAUAUGCAGACGACUUUGUGGCUAUCGUGGCCAAAUACACGCCGUCUGGCGGCUCACUGGCAGAACAGUUCGACAGGAACAAUGGUUCCCCGCUCUCUGCUCGCGACCUUACCUGGUCGUACGCCUCGCUUCUGACAGCCAUCGACCGCCGCGCCGGUAUUAUCCCGCCGUCGUGGGCCAGCAAUGGCGCGAACAAGGUACCGGGCUCCUGCUCAGGCCAGACGGCCCAAGGCACAUACGCUUCGGCCACUGCGACAUCAUUCCCCGCGAACCAGACGCCCAAGACUGGAGCGCCUCCCACGUCGACGACGACGACUUCAGCGCAGCCGACGUGCACACCUGUGGCAUCGGUGGCCGUGACGUUUCGCGAGACGGUGACGACGCAGUUUGGACAAACAAUCAAGAUUGUGGGCAACACGGCGGAGCUGGGCAACUGGGACACGAGCAAGGCGGUGGCGCUGGACGCGAGCGAGUACACGUCGAACAAUCACGUGUGGAAAGCGACCAUCUCGCUGCCGGCGGGCAAGGCCAUCGAGUACAAGUACAUCAACGUGCAGUCGGACGGAUCGGUGCGGUGGGAGGCGGACCCGAAUCACCAGUACGCAGUGCCCAAGUCAUGCUCCAAGACGGCGUCGCGAGCGGACAGCUGGCAGUGA